Capsicum annuum is the source of this 741-nucleotide messenger RNA. Its product is annotated as actin-related protein 4. Gene Ontology annotation, biological process: regulation of transcription by RNA polymerase II. Lineage: Eukaryota; Viridiplantae; Streptophyta; Magnoliopsida; Solanales; Solanaceae. Gene Ontology annotation, molecular function: chromatin binding. Gene Ontology annotation, cellular component: NuA4 histone acetyltransferase complex; SWI/SNF complex. The record is from RefSeq and is a predicted model, not a curated record.
ACAGUUCAUAUUCAAACAUUCCAACGACAUCUUAUGACCUACCUGAUGGGCAGAAGAUAGAAGUUGGAGCAGAUAGAUUCAAGAUUCCUGAUAUUAUAUUCAAUCCAUCAUUGGUUCAGACUAUCCCCGGGAUGGAAAGUUUUGCUGAGACUGCUGCUUCUCUUCGUGGUCUACCACAAAUGGUUAUCGAGACCAUAAACAAGUGCGAUGUGGAUAUCCGAAGAGAACUUUUUAGCAGUAUAUUGCUUGCUGGGGGGACAGCAUCGAUGCAACAACUCAAAGAACGUCUUGAAAAGGACUUGCUAGAGGAGUCUCCUCAGGCAGCGAGAGUCAAAGUAUUGGCUAGUGGAAAUGCUACAGAAAGGAGAUUCAGUGUUUGGAUAGGGGGCAGCAUAUUGGCAUCUCUUGGUUCCUUUCAGCAGAUGUGGUUUUCCAAGUCCGAGUACGAAGAGCAUGGGGCAUCUUACGUUCAAAGAAAAUGUCCUUAAGAUGAUUUCUUACCGAGCUGUUAUAUCCGCGGAUAGCAAUCUAUUUAUUUGACUAGCACCAGACAGACUGUUUUUCUAAAUUUUGACUAGCACUAGACCGAAUGUUUUUCCAAAUUUACCUGCUCAGUUCAUGUCUUGUAUUAUUAGGAAUCUGUAUCAUUGUUCUGCAAUACACUGGCAGUUCCAACGUACAUCCAUAUUGAACUAGCAUUGAUGUCUAACCUAAUUUAAAUCGGCGAUUUGCUAUUUAUUA